This is a messenger RNA of Tribolium madens (black flour beetle), 569 nucleotides long. Its product is annotated as protein spaetzle-like. Gene Ontology annotation, biological process: central nervous system formation; innate immune response; regulation of Toll signaling pathway. The record is from RefSeq and is a predicted model, not a curated record. Bases 1 to 558 code for a protein of 185 amino acids. Gene Ontology annotation, cellular component: extracellular region. Lineage: Eukaryota; Metazoa; Arthropoda; Insecta; Coleoptera; Tenebrionidae. The transcript has 4 exons. Gene Ontology annotation, molecular function: growth factor activity; Toll binding.
AUGAAAGUGUUUWUUAUUCACGGAUUUCCAUCAAGAAAAAGGAUCAUCUUCCCAAAUUCACUGGAAGAGCAAGAAACAUUUGUUCCGAAAUGUAGCGGCAAUAGAACGUUUUGUGAAGACGUUGAGAAUUACCCAGUAAAUAAAUUUUACGAAAUUUUGAAAAACACAACAUACGAAGAGGCAUAUUUUAUUCCGCAAAGUGUCGCACAGGAAGAAUCGAUCAAAAAUCGGAAGUACAAACCAACUGAGUUUUAUAUCUGCGAUUCCCACAUCCAAAUUCAAUAUCCGAGAGUGGCUUACAACGUCAAAAAUGAAUGGAAAUAUGUUUAUAAUUUUGAUAAGUACAAACAAGGAGUAAAAACAGAGGAAUGUGUGGGUGAAACAGCUUGUAGAUCAUUUGGAGAAACGCCAGCAGUUAGGACGAAAUGUGUUCAAAAGUAUAGCGAUAUUUUACUCUUGGUUGCCGAUGAAGACGGCAAACCUGUGUGGGAUUUAUUCUGGUUUCCUUCCGCCUGUCUUUGCGCAUACGAACCAAUUAUUAAUUUUAACCGAGUUUAGGAGAGUUUGCC